This is a messenger RNA of Daldinia childiae, 7254 nucleotides long. RefSeq lists its product as uncharacterized. The record is from RefSeq and is a predicted model, not a curated record. The transcript is spliced from 5 exons. Lineage: Eukaryota; Fungi; Ascomycota; Sordariomycetes; Xylariales; Hypoxylaceae. Bases 1 to 7254 code for a protein of 2417 amino acids.
AUGGCACAAGUUAGUCAAAGAAAGCUGGCUGAGUUGUCCGCGGAAGAAAUUCGCUACAUCAUCAAUCAUGUGUUCCUUCCACCACAGUUACCCCAUGAGAAUGACUACGAAGUGAAGAAUGACGAAGCCUUACUAAAAAUGGUAGUUCAAACUCUCUAUGAAUUUAGAGAAUAUGUACAAGGAGAUGAAACCAACGCUGUGGAUUCGGCCAUCACUACGAUGGAACACCUACAUCGUAACCACGAUUUUGCCGGGGAUAAAUCAUCAACUGACCAAAAAGGGCUCCGCAAGGCCUUUCAUCUCCUUGACCAGGAAGGUGGCACGGUUGCCUGCCAUAUUCAAGCUCAAAACUGUGGUGUCUUGUUCUCGAGAUUGGAUACAUCUGUUUAUGUCGAGAUGUUUGAGCUAUCUCCUUCUAACCAGGCUGUCAUUUCAACAGAAGGGAGAUUACGUCGGAUCUUCCCUGGCGCAGCUGUGUCUAUCCCGUUGUCUGUUUUCCAAACAUGCGAGUUCCAAGAUACAGUAGCUUACACCUUGACAAAAAUGACCCAUCAGUCGGCCCCUGAUACCCAACCCCAGGUCAGAAAGAGCAACAAGAUGCACGAUGAAGAUCGAGAUACCACACACCCGAAGAUAGUCACCGAGCUCUUCUUUGCAUUCCUAUUAUCUAUAGGCGACGAGGUAGAAGCUGAUAUUCGCAAGAUCACUUCGGAAUGGAUCCACGAUUUGGAAAACAAAAUUCAAGAUGCUACGGAUGACGAUAUUAAGGAUGAGCUGCGAUGUAGAUUGGUGAAAGUAACACUGAUCUGUGCGGACACGUUCAACACCGAAGAGGAACAUCUCCGUAACCUUUUAGCCGCUCCCGAUUCUGCCUGCACUAUGAUACGGUGCAGCAUUGUAAUUAAUGAAGGACUAAACUUCAUUCCAAAGAAAACAGAUGAUUGGACUUCUAUCAUGCAUCGAAGAUGGGAGCGGCUUGCGUACCGAGCAUUUGAUAUUCUCGCAGAAGAAAUAAUUGCAAAGAGCAGCCCAGCAUUAGACAAUGCUAUCAGGAAGACUUGGUCUGAUUUCCCUCAGACGGGAGAAUGGAUACGCCAGCAGAGGCCAUACCAUCAUUGGAUUGUCAACCGAUCAACACCUAAUAACGGAGACAGUGAUUUGGACGUCCAUAUCAGUCUAUUAACGGGCGAACUCCUCGUCAAUGGCUCUCCUCUAGGUCGACUACCUCGAGAAUAUGAGCAACACUAUAUGUAUCCCACAUUAUUUGGAAAGUCGAUUCUGGAAGUUGUGCCGAGCUCAGUGCCUGGGAUGCGAUUCAGUUCCAAAAACACUUUCAAUGAACACAAUCUAAAUUUUGGCUUGGACAAACCUACCGAAACCCUCCUUGUUCGAGCAGUUAUCGACAACGAAACAUUCGAACUGGUUCCCCGAAGCAUCCUAUAUAAUUCAUUCCCGAUAAUUUUCAUUGAUAACUUCGUUCAUUGGUAUAACAAAGCUGAUGAUUGCGUCGAGUUCUGCCCUCGGGAGCUUCCAUGGACUCACUCGGAAAACAACUGGAAAUUGGUACGCUCGGAUACCACAAGUCACUGCUGGCGGCUACGUAAAGGUAGUACGUUCCUUGUCGACAUCAAGAGUGAUACAGCGAAAGAAGUCUUCAAAACAAACUUAAAACGUCUCGAAGAGCUUGCCUGGACGCAUAUCAUUCUCCAGGGUGACUCUGUAGAUAUUGAACUUCCUAGGUUAAAACUAGGGUUCCACUUGAAGCAGGGAGAAACUUCAAUAUACUCCCACCAAUUCCGUGGAAUGUUGGUAGAUGAGGACCAGUCGAUUGGAACCUUGAUUGGUCUCCAAAGUAUGCUUGUGCUGAAAGGCGACAACGGCCGAGUUCGACGCAAAGCCCUCAUCCCAAAUGGAAAUGUAUCAUUCAAUAAGUACGGGAAACAUAUCCAUGUUGAUAUUGAAAAGCAAUCUUCUACGAUGGCCUACAUUUAUGAGGUUGACGGCUUAAUUGGCAGACUUAUUAACAAUGGAAGUCUACAGGGCAGGCUACUCUUGUCGUAUCUUCACGCGCUUACCUCUUUUCCCUUACCAGAUCCCUUAACAGGGAAAACAGGAACGGAGGAAGCACUAUCCAUCUUGAAGUCUGCCGCUGUGCGGUCUUUUAUAAAGCUUACAGAAGAAAACCUUGAGUUACUGAAGAAAAUCGCCCUGCUUACUCCAGCGCGAUACUAUUACCCAGCUAACGAACGGGAAAUGCAAACUGUGGUAUGGGAUCCAUACCUUGACUUCCUGGCCCAGCAUGAUGAGUUUUAUCAAAUUGUGUGCUCGAUAUUCGACCAAGCCAAUAACUCGAAAAUUUUCCACCCAGAUUCUUAUGUUUCCCCGCCAGAUCUACAUCAGGUUGAACAGAGCCUCCUACGCCGUGAUAUCAUUCGUUCAUCUACAUUCCGCGUCUCGGGAUUUGGUGCUGAGGACCAUACUACAUCCUCGGAUGUGGUUUAUCUAGGCAGAGACAAUGAUCAGUCUUCUGAAAGAGCCUCCCGGGCUUAUGUUCUGUCUAAAAUUAUAUUCCGAGAACCGUUCGCUCUGAAUGAAAACACCGUGGCAGACCUAGGAAAAUGUAUCCGGGAAUUCCUUGCUCGGUAUGACGUGCUUGGGCCUAGGUCUAUUAGCUCUUCUUCUCCAGAUAUCGAAGUAAACUACGAUUCCACAUUGCUUCUAGGUUCGACUGAGUUCGUCGCCAAACACUGGAUUCAAAUCUGCGAGUUAUUGAGCAAUAGAACCGAACUCAAUAAGUUCAAAGUCAUGUUUUGGCUUUCUACGAUUUCAUUCGCUAAUGAUGCUAACAUGACAAUCCUUCAGGUUUUGGCAUCCUUCUUCACAGUUCCUGAAAUGGCUCUUAGUCCACCUGCAGUUGACAUUUUUCAGCUCUCUCUUGGCUCUUGGGUCGACAGUUCAAAAUUACACAAAGUUAUUUACGAUUCACGCCGUCCGUUUCAGGAAAGUCCGAAAGCUUCUCUGUCUCAAGAUCCAUUGGAGAGCUUGUCCGAUUUUGAGCGCCGACAGUCUCGGAUAUUUCAGGACAAAAGAAAGGAAGCAGUCAGAGCUUUUAGCGAUAAACUAGAAACCCAAUGGCCCUGUGAGUGUCCGAUUUUCCCUCACAACACGAGUUCUGCGGAAUGGUGGAAAUACAUAGAUGUGUGUUUGGCCAUGAAUAAAGUAACAGAAUUAUUCAGGCCACGCUAUCAUAACCACCUGCUUGAGAACUAUCUCAACCAGAUCGGUGGUAGGAUUCCUCGGAAUGUCAUUCCAAUUCCCAUUUCUCGAUUCUCUCCAACUAUUCCCUCUUGGAAUUGUACGAGGGAGCUAGGUUUUACCAGCAACGACGAAAUAUUCACUACCCCGGCUCCUGUUAUGUUACCAUGUGCUGAUAUGGCACAAAGCAUAUCCCUGAUCAAUAAUGAUAGUAACGAAGUACCGCAGCUUCCCUUUCUGCUGUCGAGAUUAGACAAGCAAGUACAAUCUGAAUACGAAAGACGUUACGUAUUAGACCUUAAGAAUAGCACGCGGUCACUACAGGGCUGGAGGAAGGAGUACUGCCUGACGAAAGGUGUACAAGAGCUUGAAGAACUUCUUAUUCGCCAUCGCGAUAGUUGCCAAGAAGUAGUUGAUAAGAAUUAUAGGGCCAUAGAAGAAGCUGUUAUAUCCGAUCAAGGAGACGAACGGAUUACUUCACGAGCUCUCUUAUAUUCUACUCAUCAAUGGCCAAGACUAUCACCAAGCUUCUUCUUGCAACGUCUCCGUCGUAGCAAGUGGCGGAAGCUACCUGAAGACUGGAAAAACUGCAUAAUUAAUUACGGCAUAACCAUUUCUCAGCUACAGCGAGCAGACCGCUUGCUAAGGGCAGUUCACAACCCUUCUGUCCUAGUAAGCGAACUGCGAAAUCUUGGCCAUACGAACUGGCACCCACGAGAUCAACCAGAGUCUCUGCUCUUGGAAAUAGAGGGCGACCUUAUGAUCCGUCCAGUUCAGGAGCAAAUAGCCAAGAAUAUGAGAAGCCCCGAAGGGGGUAGGAAUGCCGUCAUGCAGUUAAACAUGGGAGAAGGGAAGUCAUCUGUCAUCGUACCCAUGGUCGCAACAGCUCUCGCAAAUGGUUCUCGUUUAGUCCGGGUAAUUGUUGGAAAACCGCAGUCGAGACAGAUGUACCAAAUGCUUAUCUCUAAGCUUGGGGGUUUGCUGGAUCGACAGAUCUUUCACAUGCCAUUCUCUCGCGCAGUUAAAGUCGAAAACUCUGAGAUAUUGGUGAUGAGAGAUAUGUUUAAAGCCUGCAAGAGAAAUGGGGGCAUAUUCUUAAUGCAGCCCGAACACGUCCUGUCUUUCAAGCUUAUGGGUAUCGAGUGUAUCCUAACUGAAAAAGAGCCGAUCGGUCGUGCCUUGGUAAAAAGGCAAGAAUACCUUAAUACGAAUACUCGUGAUAUCGUCGAUGAGAGCGAUGAAAACUUUAGCGUUAAAUUUGAGUUGGUUUAUACAAUGGGCAUACAACGUCCGACUGAGUACAGCCCCGAAAGAUGGGUGUGCAUCCAUCAGGUCCUAGAGGUAGUUAGAGAAGUUGUCUUGGAAGUUCGUACUAACCUCCCCGGUGCGCUGGAGGUUCAUUCUCAGUAUCCCGGAUGUUUCCCACGUACUCGUAUUUUGCAACCGGAUGCUGCCGACCAGAUUCUCUCUCGGGUCACGAAACGCAUUUGUGCAACAGGCCUCAACGGCUUUCCCAUUACAAGACAGCAGGAACAUGUACGUCAAGCAAUAAUAAGAUACAUUACUGAGGUUCAACCUGCUACUACGGAUAUUGCGCUCGUUGAAGACCCUAGCCUGAAGGGAUUUUGGACGCGUGCUAGCCAAACUUUGCUCCUAUUGCGAGGUCUUAUAGCCGGGGGCGUACUAGGCUUCGUGUUCGGGUACAAGCGGUGGAGAGUUGACUACGGCCUUGACUCAAACAGACAACCAAGCACUAAACUCGCAGUUCCAUACAGAGCUAAAGACAACCCUUCGCUGCGGUCUGAAUUCAGUCAUCCGGAUGUUGUUAUCAUCCUCACCUCUCUGAGUUAUUAUUAUGGCGGUCUUGAGUACGAAGACCUAUUGCAAACUUUCAAACACCUCCUUAGGUCUGACCAAGCCGAUCAGGAGUUCGGGGUGUGGGUAAAAGAUGCAGAUAAUCUACGUGAUACCUCCAAAACUUUGGUUGGCAUUAACCUCGAAGAUGCCGAAUGUACACAGUCCCUAUUUAGCUCUUUUCGGCAUUCUAAAAGCACCAUAGACUAUUUCCUAGCGUAUACAGUCUUCCCAAAGGAAAUGAAAGAGUUCUCGCACAGGCUUUCUGCUUCGGGUUGGGAUAUAGGCCAAGUCAAGACUCAUCCAACAACAGGUUUUAGCGGCACAAACGACUCCCGCCAGGUACUACCACUUGAUGUCGAGCAGCUAGAUCUCGAGGACCAGAAGCACACAAACGCAUUAGUCCUAGAGAAUUUGCUCCACUCCAAGAAUUCCGUUACGCUCCUGCCGCCGCGUCGGGAGAGCGAGAAUUCGGUCGCCGAUGUGCUACUGAACAUUAUUACAAAGCUCGAUCCGCCGACUCGAGUCAUACUAGACGUGGGAGCUCAGAUACUUGAGCUGAAUAACUUCGAAGUAGCGAGAUCAUGGUUAGAUAAGACUAAAUAUGAUAGUAAUAUUCAAGCGGCCAUCUUCGUCGACGACAACGACGAGCUUUAUGUUCUAGACAAAAAGGGCCAUCUUGAGCCUCUCCAUACUUCACCGUUUGUGUCACAACCGGAUGUGUGUGUUGUUUUCUUAGAUGAAGCGCACACGAGAGGCACUGACCUGAAGUUGCCAAGGGAUUACCGUGCAGCUGUCACGUUGGGGGCAAAUUUAACGAAAGACAGGCUAGUACAAGCUUGCAUGCGGAUGAGAAUGCUAGCAGAGGGACAGUCGGUGGUAUUUUGCGUCCCUGACGAAAUCCAAAGAAAGAUCCGGGCGCAUAGGGCUGAUAUCGGACUUUCUGCCGACCAGGAUAUCUCAGUCUUGGAUAUUCUGGCCUGGUCAAUCGGUGAGACAUGGAGAGACAUCCAUAGGAGUAUGGCAUUGUGGGAAAACCAGGGCCGACGCAACGAAAACCAUAGGAAUAUAUGGAAAGAGGCCCGUUCUGGCGGCAAGGUCAAUCUUACCGAAGGCCUCGCCAAGAAAUAUCUUGAAGAGGAGGCGAAGACACUCGAGUACAGGUAUCGGCCUCGCCCCGACAGUGACGCAAUUACACGUUCGCAAGUGGUAGGUACAAACACCACAGAUCCGAUCUCUUUACGAUGUAAUGAGUUCAAAAAUUUGAAGCUCAAUUCAGCAGAGCUUCAAGAAGAGGAAGAACGCGAGUUAUCGCCGGAGAUUGAGCAGGAACGGCAAGAUCAGAGGCCUCCCGCGGCAGAACCAGCUCUUCAUACAAUCCACAACAAUAUCGAAACAUUCAUCACCUCUGGCAUGAUCACCCAAGGGUCUCCAGGAUAUAUGCAUGCGUUUUCAACCUUGCGCAAUACUUCGGCAGGGGCUUGUUUCGACGUGUCCCAGUUCCGUCCUGGGUUACUUGUCUCAAAUGACUUUGUAAAUACUAUUAUACGACGCGGCACCUCAGAUCACUUAGAUUCAUACCAACGCACGGUCCAAUGGAUCUUGACGGGGGCACCUCCUAGCGAUGGAGACUCUACGGAUACGCUCGUCAAGCAUAUGAUGGUCAUUAGCCCAUACGAGGCAAAUAAGCUGUUACCGAUGAUAAUGAGAUCCAAAGCUGUUGCCUUACACCUCUAUGCGCCUAGAGCAAAUUUAGGCUAUUGCAACCUUGACAAGCUUGACUUAUAUACGGUACCCGAGAGGCUAGCGUCGCGCAAGGUGCCCCAAAGCCUUAUCACGGAACUGAACCUGUUCGCCGGACAACUCUACUUUGACUCAUAUAAGCAAUAUGUGGACGCAUGCCAAUUUCUAGGCAUUAGCUACAGUACGCCCAGGGAGGGGGAAGAGAUUGCUGCCGACGGGUUCAUAGCCAAAGACAGCACGGGUAGGGUUGGUGGAGAGUCAGGCCUGAAGAGCAGCCCAGCGGCGUUUUUCAAAAUCCUCCACACUAAGAUCCGACGCAAUUGCGAGAGUAUUGAGAAAACACACAUGGGGAAGCUGUUAGACAACCAGUUACUGCAGCCGUCGGAUUUUGAACAACAGUAG